Molecule: messenger RNA, 414 nt
Organism: Heterotrigona itama
Lineage: Eukaryota; Metazoa; Arthropoda; Insecta; Hymenoptera; Apidae
Source: the annotation of a GenBank genome assembly
AUGUGUACGGAAACUCUCCUCGAAGUCGAGGACGUCGGCUACGUUACUCCAAAGAACCACGUGCACGACCUCGAACUUUUUCCUCCUUUCUCUUCCCUUGGUGGAAUUCUCCGCGUCCCGGUCGUUUUCAAUGUGCGUCGACGACGACGACGACGACGACGGCGAAUUGACAUUGGUGUACAAGUCGAGCAGCUGACGCGUAAAGUCAUCGCAAGUAGCACCGGGGUUAAUGAAACUAAACUUCAAUGUGUAGAAAAUUGUUCGGGCAAACACAUUCAUGCAAAUCACAAAAUAAUGGAAGUAUUUAUGGAAGUGCAACCUGUUAUUGCUCGCAGAAGUAUGGAAGAAUAUCAAAAACAAAUGAAAGCUUUAGAAGAAAUACAAGAAGAACAGAACAAUGAAAGCACUAGCUAG